Messenger RNA from Panicum virgatum (switchgrass), 1284 nucleotides. RefSeq names its product carboxymethylenebutenolidase homolog. The record is from RefSeq and is a predicted model, not a curated record. The transcript is spliced from 3 exons. Bases 144 to 1109 code for a protein of 321 amino acids. Gene Ontology annotation, molecular function: hydrolase activity. NCBI's taxonomy places the organism in Eukaryota, Viridiplantae, Streptophyta, Magnoliopsida, Poales, Poaceae.
GGUGAACUCCGCGAGAAGACGACGCCCGGGACUCCGCGCGAGGGAAAAAUAUCUGAACGCGCGGCUGCGACGCCGAGCCAGUGGUGGUGGCCUAUCAUCUCCCCGCGCGCGCGAACGUUCCCAGCUCCAGGAGUCCCUCCGAGAUGGCGCCCGCGCCCGCGGCUGUCGCGGCGGCGCGCCCGUUGUCUCUCCCUUGCGCGUCGUCCCCGCGGCAGGGACGCCAGGGUCGCGCGUGCUCGUUCCACCGCGCCGCGCCGAGCGCGCCCCGCCACACUCGCGUCCUCUUUCCCGUACAGGAACCGGGCCGCUGCUCCCGGCUCCGGCGGCGGCCGCUCUGCAGCCAGGCCGAAGUGGCGGCGGGCGCCACCGUCGACGACGACGAGGCGUGCGAGCUGGUGAGCGGGUCGGACCUCGUCAUCGGCGAGGGCGACGACAGCGUCCGCGCGCACCUCUUCAGGGCCGUCAAGAACAACAACGGCACGGGCAUCCUGCUCCUCUCCGACGUCUUCGGCUUCGAGGACUCCGCCACGCGGGACUUCGCCUACCGCGUCGCCUGCAACGGCUACAAUGUGCUGGUGCCGGACCUGUUCCGGGGCGACCCGUGGAAGCCGAGCGCCCCGUUCGACGAGGGCGGCUUCGCGCGGUGGCUGGCCGGGCAGGCCCCGGCGCGGGUGUCGGGCGACAUCGACGCGUGCACGAGGUGGCUGGUGGACGAAUUCAAGGCGGCGGGGGUGUCGAGGAGGCUGGGCGUCGUCGGGUUCUGCUACGGCGGCGCCCGCCUCGUGGAGGCGCUGGCGCGCGACGCGGACGCCGGCGAGGGCGGCCGCUGCUUCAGCGCGGGGGUCUGCUUCUACGGGUCCCGGAUGGACGCGUCCCUGAGCGCCCGCCUCGCGGCGCCCGUGCUGUUCGUGUGCGGCGACGGCGACCCGCUGUGCCCCGUGGAGACGGUGCGGGAGCUGGAGAGGCGCGCCGGGGGCGCCAUGGCCGCGGUGUACGCCGGCAGGGGCCACGGGUUCGCGCACCGGCCGCAGUCCGUGGAGGAGGACGCCGACGCCGAGGACGCGUUCAACGCCAUGCGGGGGUGGCUGCACGACCACCUGCUCGCCUGAUCAGCCGGCGGUGCGUACAUACUAGGUUUGUCGAAGAUCGGAAUCAAGCAUGCGCGUAAGAGUUUGCGAGAGUUUUUAUUUGUGUACUGACGCCGCAAAACUGUAGAGUAUUGCUAAAAAAACGGUAAAGACUUCAUUGUAGCCGGCCGUAAAUUUGUUCACCUGCACGGCCGCC